AUCGCUACGUUGUUUUCAGCGUUAGCUAAUAGCAUUUGCUAGUAGCAUUUGUUGCUAUAAAUGUAGGUUACUCAACGUUGAGCUACAUUAUCAACCAUAAGUCAGACAGUUUUACUGAAUAUGCUUGGGAUUCAUCAAAUAUAUGGACGACGCAGAGUGCAGUUGAACAUAAUACUGCCCUUAUUAUGCCGUUAUUAUUAUGCUUCCAGAACCGACAAUAUGUUGUCAACAAACGUGAAGACCUUGAGGAAAACAAGAAACACACCGAGUCGACCAGUAACGGUCGCACGGUUGUACAGUUCUAAUAAACACAACUCAAAGGUACCAAAGGUCCCAACGUGGGAACCCCUGGGAGAAGACCGGAUCCCAUCGUUGCCACAAGUCUCGUCCGACUUGGUGGACAAACUGGAGAGACUAGCCCUGGUUGACUUCCGCACCAAAGAGGGUCUGGUCUGCCUGGAGAGAGCCAUACGGUUUGCGGAUCAUCUUAAUAUGGUGGAUACAACUGGAGUAGAGCCCAUGGAUUCAGUCCUGGAACACGGGCAGCUCUUCCUGAGAGGCGAUACAGUCACUGAAGGGGACUGUGCAGAGAAGCUGCUUCCACUUUCAAACACCACAGUGGAGGAGUACUUUGUUGCACCUCCGGAAACAUUCCACUUCCAAGGCGGGAGGACGGAGAGCGUCCAUGUGAAACACUCUGAGUUUUGA
This is a messenger RNA of Gadus morhua (Atlantic cod), 708 nucleotides long. RefSeq names its product glutamyl-tRNA(Gln) amidotransferase subunit C, mitochondrial-like. The transcript is spliced from 5 exons. The record is from RefSeq and is a predicted model, not a curated record. Bases 121 to 708 code for a protein of 195 amino acids. Gene Ontology annotation, cellular component: mitochondrion; glutamyl-tRNA(Gln) amidotransferase complex. Gene Ontology annotation, biological process: mitochondrial translation; regulation of translational fidelity; glutaminyl-tRNAGln biosynthesis via transamidation. NCBI's taxonomy places the organism in Eukaryota, Metazoa, Chordata, Actinopteri, Gadiformes, Gadidae.